AAGGAAGUACGAGACCCGUAAAGUCUCACUUCUGUUUUUUUUUCUUCUGGAAUGCUGCAUGUCGAAAGCCCACGCGUGGAUCCCGUGGUGUGUAAAUAAGUGAUAAGAGAUGCCAGCAGCUGUUAGCCUCAAGGUGCCGUAAAGCAAGGAGCCAGGAUUAAACAGCUUAUGAACAUCUGAUACUGUGAAGGCCCGCCUCAGCGGCCAUGUUGGAUUCCCUCCACACAACGUUGGCGUCAAUCAACCUUUACCCGUCGCCCCAGAGCACCCCCGACUUCUCCCCGCUUCGCCUUUCGCACAGCCGGGCCGCCGGGAAAAAGGUCGACGUGGCGCCGUCAGCCGGCUUCAGUUGUUAAACAGGUUUUUGAAAAUGUCUUCUGCAUACCAGCAUCUGCUCUCGUGGAGUUUACCUCACCUCCUCCUGCUGCCACUCACCCACCUCCUACUCCUGGCCCCUCCCACAGGCGUAUCAGCAGAUCUCUGCCGGGUCACGGGCGGGGUGCUGGGGAUCCAGUGGAGCAGCGUCCUCGGCCUGGGCUGGUACCCUCUUGCAGAGGGGAAAGGCGGGGCGACAUGUUGGGAGGCCUGCUGCCUGAAUCCCAGCUGCAACGCUGUGUGGAUCCUCAGUGGGCGAUGCGUGCUUCUUCGUUGCUCCUUGAAGGGCGGCUGCCCCAUCUUUUAUAUGCCCCAACCUCACGAAGAGUCGCUCGGCCUCUUUCAGAUGCUCUCCAAGGGUCCUGCCACAAAAAGGGGGAGGAGGGUCCGCCAUGCACAACAAGGCCCACAAACAGAACAACAGACCAGCACGGAAAACUCAAAACUAGGUACGGCACACCCGACUCUGUUGGCGCCCAGCACCAGCGUAGUUCCACAAGCAGAGCAGAGGAACACCAGUCAAGUGAACGGCAGCAGUGAACGCGCCUCGGGUCCCUCCCAGCAGAACUCCACCAUCGAUGACACCAGUGAGGUCGCCACUUCUUCCAAUACCAGUGAUGUCGGCACACCUCCAACACAGGCUGCAGUGAGGGAGCUGGUGGUGUCGGCAGCGGAGAGUGUUGAGGUCACGCUACCGUGCGACCAUGUCGAGCUGAAUGCCUUUGUGUUGCCAACACCUCCGCCAGAUACAAAGUAUGCAUUUGACUGGCGUCUGAUAACACAUCCCAAAGAUUACAGCGGGCAGAUGGAAGGGCAGCACAGCGAGACCCUAAAACUCAGCCAGCUGACGGUUGGCCUGUAUGACUUUGAGGUGACCGUGGAUGGGGAGGGCGCGCAUGGACAAGGUUACGUCAAUGUUACUGUGAAGCCAGAGCUGCGGGUAAACAAGCCCCCUGUUGCUGUGGUUUCCCCAAAGUUCCAAGAGAUUUCCUUGCCAACAAGCUCUACGGUGAUUGACGGCAGCCAGAGCACAGACGAUGACAAAGUGGUGGUGUGGCAUUGGGAGGAGGUCAAAGGUCCCCUCAGGGAGGAGAAGGUCUCUGCCAACACGGCCGUCCUCACCCUCACCAACUUGGUGCCGGGGAACUACACAUUCAACUUGACUGUGACCGACUCAGAUGGUGCCCAAGACUCAACACAAGCCACCCUGUCUGUCAACAAAGCCAAGGAUUACUGGCCCGUUGCAAAUGCCGGCCCUAACCAGGUCAUCACUUUGCCACGCAACUCCAUCACAUUGUACGGGAACCAGAGCUUAGACGACCACGACUCCCUGGCCUAUGAGUGGUCCCUCACCCCUGAGAGCAAAGACAAGGUUGUGGAGAUGCAAGGUGUGCGCACGCCCAUCUUGCAGCUGUCGGCCAUGCAGGAGGGAGACUACACCAUCCAGCUGACUGUGACGGAUACAGCCGGACAGCAAGACACAGCCCGGGUCACAGUUAUUGUGCAGCCAGAAAACAAUAAACCACCAAAGGCAGACGCGGGGCCGGAAAAGGAACUGACGCUGCCAGUUGAUCGAACUACGCUUGAUGGCAGUAAGAGCAGGGAUGACCAGAAGAUCGUCACCUUCCACUGGAAACAGAGCAGUGGCCCAGAGGGUGUGAAGAUUGACAACGCCGACAGUGCUGUUGCCACGGUGACCGGUCUGGAGGUUGGCACCUACGAAUUCACCCUGACUGUGACCGAUGAGAGGAAGCUGCAGAGUAGCGACACGGUCACGGUCAUCGUCAGAGAAGAACUGGACCAGCCUCCCGUGGCGCACGUGGUUUCCAGUCCUUCCGUCUCCCUGCCCGUGCGAACAGCCACCCUAGAUGGAUCUCACUCUACCGACGACAAAGGUGGCAUCAGCUACCUGUGGACCAGAGACGACGGCAGCCCCGCGGCCGGGGAUGUGCUGAAAAACUCCGAUCACCAAGCAGUCUUGUUUUUGGGAAACCUGGUGGAGGGCAAGUACCAAUUCACCCUGACUGUAACGGACAGUAAAGGUCAAAGCAGCACUGACCACGGCACAGUGGAAGUUAAAGCAGACCCGUGGGAGCGUGACCAGGUGGAGCUGGUGUUGGAGGUGCCCAUCACGCAGGUUUCCCACCGCCAACGUGACAUGCUGCUGCGCCAGGUUGGAGUGUUGCUGGGCGUGCUUGAUAGUGACAUCAUUGUUCGAGAGAUCAGCGCAUUCAAUGAGCAAAGUACUCGAUUGGUCUUCCUGGUGUCAGGCGGUCCAGGGCGCCCUCCUCUGUCUGGCCACAGUGUUGCACUCAGCCUGCGCAACAAGCUACGCAAACAGAAGAACGACUUUCUCAUUUACAAGACGCGGCGAGUGGACACAGUCAUCUGCCAACUCAACUGCUCCAGUCAUGGCGAGUGUGACUCCUUCACGCGGCGCUGUGUCUGCCAGCCUUUCUGGAUGGAGAACAUCAUCAGGGCCCAGCUGGGCGAUGCAGAGAGCAAUUGUGAGUGGAGUGUACUGUAUGUGACCAUAGCCUCCUUUAUGAUUGUGGUUGCUGUGGCGACGGUUGUCUGGGGCGUGGUGUGUUGCUGUGACAGACGGAAGAACAAAGCACGCAGAAGCAAAAGCCGAUACAAAAUGUUGGAAGCUGACGAGCAAGACAUUCUGGAGCUGCAACCACACAGAGCUGGCCGCGUCAAGCCAGCGCCCGCCCCCACCUCCUCUGCCCUCAUGCACUCCGACUCCGACCUGGACAGCGACGACGGGCACGUCGGGGCACCGUGGAAGGAGCAGGAGCGCGGGCACCUUCUCCGAGCGCAGAACGGCUUCCUGAGGAACGGCCAGGGUCCAGCGAGGGGAAAGAAGCACAGAGACGAGCUGCUAUAGCAAAAGAGAAGGUGACGCUCACCUCUCUCCGCACACACGCACACACACACACACACACACACACACACACACACACACACUGAUCCGUCCCUGGAACUUGAGAGGGGGAAAAAAGGAAGUCAAAAUACUGCUUUUAAGAAGCCACUGGAAUACACACACACUGAAUGAACACCACUUGGUUUUUAAUAUGCACUUUCAUUUCAUGACUGUCAGAAUCGCCGUUGAAUCUUUACAGAAUCAAUCAAAUUGCAUAUUUAUCCUUACUUGCCUUUUCGGGACAUAUUUAUUAGCCAGUCGGUCGAAUCUGUUCUGUGCAGAACGAGCUGAAACCAAAUGAAUUCUUUCCAUAAACAUUUUUCUUUGGUCUUAUAAGAGUAGCCAUGGAUACAACAAUAACCACACACACACACAAACAGAAAAAAAAUGAUUUAAAGAAAGAUUUAUUUCCCAUGUUGAAGUUUGUAUGUGUGAGAGAGAGAGAGGCGCUUCAACCAAACGACGUUCCACUUUGCAUGCAGGAUGUGCAACACACGAGCCUGGAAGUUGAAUUCCACAUUUUGAAUCACUGUUAACGCGUUGAAUGUCCGAGAGGGUUACGUCACUGCCCGCACGAAAUGUGAAGCAACCUUUUUUUUUUUUUUGUUUGUUUAUUUUCCAUGCUUUUGCAGCUAAAUCAUCUCCUAAAAACAUGAGGAUGUGUUAUUUUGUUAAACUUAUCUGCAUUGACUGGAGCAGGCAAAGUCAAACGAAGCACACCCAAGUGCCAAUUCUCUUCUUAAAAUAAAAAAAAAAAACUGCCCGUCCUUUUUACAUUUUGGAAUCGACCGUGACUUUCCUGGAGUCCACUGUGAAGGGCAUGAAGAAAUACAAGUCUUUUUAAAAAUACUUUUAAGGAGACUGAAGGAUUACGUUUGUGUGUGUGACCUGAUACAACCGGAUUAUCUGGGAAUUAGAAUGAAGACUUACAUUUUUUUUCUUGGCUUUAUGAAGGAUUUUAUUUAUGUUAGGAAAUACGUUACCUUUCAGAAUUGAGUACACCUCUCGCAUUCCAUACUUGAGUUACCAGCGAUUAAAGGGACACACUUUUUUUUUUACAAGCUGUACACUGGCUAAUCUACAUCAAGUGUCAUUUCUUCGGCUUUGAAAUAUUAGCAGGAAUGUGACGUUUGCGUGUGUUUACAUUUCUCACAUUUAAAUUCAUGUUCUAAAAGCUUCCAAAGUCCUGCUGUUGGUUUUGUUAAAGAAAAGUAUUUUUGUUUGAUUUUUUUAUUGAGCUAUUAAAAACUCUAGUGAUCA
Nerophis lumbriciformis (worm pipefish) is the source of this 4561-nucleotide messenger RNA. RefSeq names its product KIAA0319-like ortholog. Gene Ontology annotation, biological process: neuron migration. NCBI's taxonomy places the organism in Eukaryota, Metazoa, Chordata, Actinopteri, Syngnathiformes, Syngnathidae. The record is from RefSeq and is a predicted model, not a curated record. Gene Ontology annotation, cellular component: membrane; Golgi apparatus; cytoplasmic vesicle.